Molecule: messenger RNA, 1074 nt
Organism: Rotaria sp. Silwood1
Lineage: Eukaryota; Metazoa; Rotifera; Eurotatoria; Philodinida; Philodinidae
Source: the annotation of a GenBank genome assembly
AUGCCGUACUCAGCAAAUGUUAAAUUACCACGCUUUAUGAUGCAUUUUUCCUAUGCUGGUCAAGCUUAUGCUGGUGUUCAAGUUAAUCCAAGUGCUAAAAUUGAUAGUGUACAAAGUGUUAUUGAACGUGCACUUUAUAGUUUUCAAUCAACAAAAUAUCCUCUCCGUUUUGGUGUUUCAUCUCGUACUGAUCGUGGUGUACAUGCAUUACAUAAUACAGGAACAUUUGAUUGGAUAGCACCUAUUGAUAUUACAACUCUAGUUCAACCAUUAAAUACUUAUUUAACAGAAAAAAAUGAACAAAUACGUAUUUUACGUAUACAUUCUAUAUCACCACAAUUUCAUUUUCGUCGUCAUUGUCUUGGUCGUAAAUAUGUUUAUCGAUUAGGUUUUCUUAAUGAACAUGAAUUUACAAAUAUUAAUACAGAUAUUCCAUUUUUAAGAAAAAAACAUCGUCAUCUUUUACGUGAUAUGACACCAGCUAUGAAUAAUCUUUUUGAAAAAGAUUUUCUUACUUGUAUUGAACCACCAUACGAUUUGGAUGCAUUUCGAAAAGGAAUUGAAGUUUUUCAAGGUCAACAUAAUUUUGCUGCAUUUACAAAUAGUCAAGGUCGUGUAAAUAUGGCACUUGAACGUCGUUGUCCUGUAAAAACAAUGCGUCUUAAUUUUAGUGAAGGUGAACAUUUAAUACCAUUAAUGGAAUGUUCACCAUUUCAUUCUUCAAUGCGUAUUUAUAAUCUUGUUUUUGAAGCUGAAGCAUUUCUUUAUAAAUUAAUUCGACGUAUUACUGGUACAUUAGUACAUAUUGCUAAAGGACAAAUGACAAUUCAAGAUGUUCUCGAUCGUUUUGCUUGUCCACCUGAUCAUUAUGAUAGUCCAUUACCAAUUACAAUGAAACCACAUGGUUUAUUUUUGUAUGAAGUUAAAUAUAAUGAACAAGAUUUUCUUAAUCCACCUAUGCUUAAAGGUGAUGAUUCGGUAGCUGAUGAUAUUGAUGAUGUUAUGAUCGAAAUGCAAGAAGAAGAUGAUGAAGAUGAUGAAGAAUUAAAUAGUAAAAUGGUGGUUGUGAGAUAG